AUGGAGCAGGAGAACCACACCAGAGGCCGGGAGUUCAUUCUGCUGGGGUUCCCGACCAUCCUGGAGCUGCAGGUGCUGCUCUUUGUGGUAUUCCUCACCGUGUACCUGCUGACCCUCCUGCAGAACGUGGUCAUCAUCACCCUGAUCAGGACAAACCAUCACCUCCACAAGCCUAUGUAUUUCUUCCUCAGUCACUUCUCCUUCCUGGAGGUUUGGUACAUCUCGGUCACCGUUCCAAAACUGCUGGUGAAUUUCCUGGCAGAGAAUGAGAGCAUCUCCUUCAUGGGCUGCAUGGCCCAGCUAUACAUAUUCAUCGCCCUGGUCUGCACCGAGUGCGUCCUCCUGGCCGUCAUGGCCUAUGACCACUAUGUGGCCAUCUGCCACCCGCUGCGCUACCCAGCCAUCAUGAGCCACCAACUCUGCCUGCAGCUGGCGGUGGGCUCCUGGCUGGCCGGCUUCCUCAUCUCCAUGCUGAAAGUCUUCUUCAUCUCCCGGCUGUCAUUCUGCGGCCCCAAUGUCAUCAACCACUUCUUCUGCGACAUCUCCCCGCUGCUCAACCUCUCCUGCACCAACAUGACGGUGGCGGAGAUGGUGGACUUUAACAACACCAGAUUCCAGGAGUUCAUCCUGAUGGGAUUCCCAACUGUCCCGGAGCUGCAAGUGCUUCUCUUCAUGGUAUUCUUGGUGACUUAUUUGCUGACUCUCCUGGAGAACGUGGUCAUCAUCACCCUGAUCAAGACAAAUGAUAACCUACACAAGCCCAUGUAUUUCUUCCUCAGCAACCUCUCCUUCCUGGAGGCCUGGUACAUCACAGUCACUGUCCCAAAACUGCUGGUUAAUUUCCUAUUGGAGAGCAAGAGCAUCUCCUUUGUGGGAUGCAUGACACAACUCUACUUCUUCAGCUCCCUCAUAUGCACCGAGUGCGUGCUCCUGGCCGUCAUGGCCUAUGACCGGUAUGUGGCCAUCUGCAACCCGCUGCGCUACCCAGUCAUGAUGACUCACCAGAUCUGCCUGCAGCUAGCAGUGGGCUCCUGGCUAGUGGGCUUCCUGGCUUCCAUGCUGAAGGUCAUCUUCAUCUCCCAGCUGUCGUUCUGCGGGUCCAAUGUCAUCAACCACUUCUUCUGUGAUAUCAGUCCUUUAUUGAACAUGGCCUGCACAGACAUGACAGUGGCAGAGAUAGUGGACUUCAUCCUGGCUUUGUUCAUCCUGCUGGUCCCACUGUCCAUCACCAUUGUCUCCUAUGUCUGCAUCAUCGGCACCAUCUUGCGCAUCCCCACCGCCCAGGGCAAGAGGAAGGCCUUCUCCACUUGCGCGUCCCACCUCACUGUGGUUGUCAUAUUCUUCUCAGCCACCCUCUUCAUGUAUGCCCGGCCCAAGAGGAUCCACCCUUUUGACUUGAACAAACUGGUUUCGGUGGUGUACACGAUCGUCACCCCCAUGCUAAACCCCUUCAUCUACUGCCUGAGGAACCAGGAAGUGAAGGGAGCUCUGAGGAGAGCUUUCUGUGGUGUGAAUGCUGUCCACAAGGUUCCUAUCCUGGUCACCAUCUCUCAGUAG
Molecule: messenger RNA, 1557 nt
Organism: Emys orbicularis (European pond turtle)
Lineage: Eukaryota; Metazoa; Chordata; Testudines; Emydidae
Product: olfactory receptor 6B1-like
Biological process (GO): G protein-coupled receptor signaling pathway
Cellular component (GO): membrane
Molecular function (GO): G protein-coupled receptor activity; olfactory receptor activity
Source: RefSeq, a predicted model, not a curated record